CCGAGAUUUUUAGGAUUCCAGGAGUGUAAACCGCCUUUGUGACUACCCAACAGCCAUGGAGUUGACCUCAGUUGCUGAUCCAGUUGGGGAGAACAAGGCCGAGAACAUGGUCGUUGAAGCGAAGAUCCCUGGGGAGCUAGGUCUCGAGAAAGAGCAGCCAAGCCCUGAAGAGGAGCGUGAGCCCGGUACCAUCAUCCUUCUUUGGCUUUGUUGUGUGAGUGCUUUGGAGGGCAUGGAUACCCAAUUGGUCCCUGCUUGUCAGUUCGCAUUGCAAAGAGAUUUGGGCUUGCAAUUGGGCCACUUUGCAGUCCUCACCACAGUGCAGAUGGUUCUGACCAACUUGGCGGCCCCAUUCUGGGGAAUCCUGGCUGAUCGUGGCACCUUGCAGAAGAAGACCAUUUUGAUGCUGGGAGCCAUUGGAGAGGGCCUGGCAGUCACGGUGUUUGCCUUUGUCCCCAACUUCUGGGUCAUGAUGUUCUUGCGGGGCAUGAGUGGCUUCUUCCUUGCAUCCCUACGACCCGUUUGUAAUGGCCUGAUUGCCGAUCUCACCAGCGACAACAAACGUGGCAAGGUCUUUGGUCGGGUGCAAAGUGCUUUGCUCAUUGGCAUGUUUUGCUCAUUGCUCAUUGCUGGAAAUGUGGCAAACAAAUUCGUGGGGGAUAUCCCUGGAUGGCGCUUUCUCUUUGGUGGUGCCGGCUUGGUUGCCUUUAUUGUGGCAGCAGGGUUGGCCGGUUUCCUAGCGGAACCUCACCAUGAGUUGGAUGCAUCCGCGAAAGCCAAAGGCUGUGCAGCCGUCCGCACAGAGUUGUGUACCGUCUUGGGCUUCUUGCGCAUCCCCACCUUCUGUGUGAUGAUCAUGCAAGGAGUUUUUGGCACAAUCCCUUGGAGUGUCAUGGGCAACAAUCUUCUGUUCUUCAAGUUCUGUGGUUUGGAAGAUUGGCAGGCCAGCAUCUUGGCCGCUGAGGGAACUGUGGCUGGGGUCUUCGGCAACAGCAUUGGUGGCAUGAUCGCAGACUGCCUGGCCAGACGUUUCGGAUAUCACGGAAGGCCUCUCAGUGCUCAAAUCACCGUGGCCAUUGGACUCCCUAUGGUCUUUCUGCAGUUCUAUGGCAUCCCGCCAGGUGAGGGCACUUUUGGUGCCUACUUUGCUCUCAUUGCAGCAUUUGGCUUGUUAGGCUCAUGGGCACAGUCUGGCACCAACUUCCCCAUUCUCUCAGACAUUGUGCCUGCCAGCGACCGAAGCAAGGUCAUGGCAUGGGAAUGUGCCAUGGAAAAUUCCUUGGCAAAUGCCAUUGGUCCAUCUCUGGUUUCCACCUUGGCCUUUGCUUUCGGCUACAAAUUUGGGGCUGAAGAGAUGUCCGGAAAGUCUCUCUCUUCCGCCAGGGCACUUGGACAGGCAAUGGCUGCAACUAUUUGCAUUCCUUGGAUGAUUACCCUAGCGGCCUACACCCUUCUACAUUGGAGCUAUCCUCGUGACAUGCGACGGCUGCGUGCCAAGCAGGCAGCCAAGGACGAGGAGGAGCGCGUCUGAGCGGAGGCGCCGUAGGACGUGAAGGCCAUAAGUGUAGGCCUUCAUGCGCCAGGAUGUGGGUAUGUCUCAAACCAGGGAUCUCC
Molecule: messenger RNA, 1614 nt
Organism: Durusdinium trenchii
Lineage: Eukaryota; Dinophyceae; Suessiales; Symbiodiniaceae
Source: the annotation of a GenBank genome assembly